Molecule: messenger RNA, 1100 nt
Organism: Funneliformis mosseae
Lineage: Eukaryota; Fungi; Glomeromycota; Glomeromycetes; Glomerales; Glomeraceae
Source: the annotation of a GenBank genome assembly
AUGAUGAUGAUAAAGAUUAUUUCCCUUCCAAUUCAAAGUAUGAAAAGUUCAUGACAUUUCUUUCUCAUGGGAAUCUUUUUCAACAAAGGGAAGAGUUAGAAAAUGCGGUUUUCUUGGCCCAUUCUCUAAAUCGAACUCUAAUUAUUCCUCCCAUUAUAUUGGGAUUAAAUAUUGGAUUCACUAAUUCCCAAGCAUUACGUCAAAAGUUAGAUACACUUCGCGCGGAUAAACACGAAUCAGAAUGCUUUAAUAAAAUCAAUAUUCCUGAACAAAAAGAAACGAAAUAUGAAAUCGAUCUGAAUUGUUUGAAUGGAUUUGAUUCUUACUCUUUAUUACGUUGGGAUUCCUUAUUCAACUUGAAUUUGAUUAAACAGAAAAUUCACAUAUCACACAGGAGAGAUUUUGAUCAGAUUAAACUUGAAAAAAUGUUAAACGUUACGAACUCAAAACAAAAUGUCUGUGAAUUAACGAAAAUAUCAUUGGAUUCUAUUCGUUCGUGUAAAGAGAAACUGAUAUCCUUCGAUUGCUUAUCAGGCAAAGGGUUAAUCGAUAAAGGUUCAGCUCAAGAUCAAAUAUUUUGGGAUAAGAUAGAUGAAUCUCUCACACUAAAUAAUCCUGUUGUACUAGAUGCCUCCAAAAAGAUCGUUCAAAGGUUAGGAGGGAAAAGAAAUUAUGUUGGUGUACACGCGAGAUUUCAUUCUACAUCAUAUUCCAAAAAAUUUAUACAAAAAUCUUUUACAAGGUUAACGUUGACCUUAAAGAAUUACCUCAACGAGAUUCCUCAAGGGACAUCAAACGAUUUAUGUAGUGUGGAUUCAUCACACGUCAUUUAUUUAGCCACAGAUUUAAGCAGAAACGAUACAAUCCUAUCAUCAUUCUUAUCAAAGUUUCCGUGCGUCUUAAUUUUAAGUGAUUUCAAUGAGAUUUUACAUCCCUUACUUGAAUUAUAUAAUCCAAGGGAUGGAACACUCUUAUUUAAAUUCUUGGAACCUUUGGUUAAUUCUCUGAUUGUUUCGAGUGGUAUGGAAUUAUUUAGCAUAGGUGAUGAUACCUAUUCUGCGUACGCAAAACAAUUGCAUAAAGACACGAAGAAUGUAUGA